Messenger RNA from Linum trigynum, 297 nucleotides. The record is from the annotation of a GenBank genome assembly. Lineage: Eukaryota; Viridiplantae; Streptophyta; Magnoliopsida; Malpighiales; Linaceae.
AUGUCUCCGACGGGUCCGCUUGAGGCCGUGGCAAAGCCGCCUGCGUCUUCGGCCUAUGCGCUGGUGGUCGGACGGGUCCGCUGGAACGAGGAAAGGAGCGGUCGUGGUUUGUAUGGAGAAGAAGAAGAUAAGAUAAGAGGAGGGGGCGGGAUCACGAGAAAAAUAAUAAUGGAGGUGGGUACGCCCGAGUCGCAGGUGCCUCUUCAUAUAUUUCAAAACAUACGCCUCAGGCUCAAGCUGGUCUGCCAGUUACAAAUUCAAAAGCUCAAAAAGCGGGUUCGCCCGAGUGUAGCGUGA